GAUUCAAAUUCUUAUGAAUAUUUCGCUACAAGUUUUAAUUUUGGUUCGUAUUUAGAAAAUGUUUCGUAUGGUAAAAGAAUUUAUCGGCCAUGUUGGUGGGAUCACAAUGAUUCGACCACAAGUGGCCCGGGCGAUGGAGUUCAGUAGUUCCAGAACCACACAUCAUCGUACCAGCAAGAGCGGAGAUUGCAAACAGAAGGCAUGCCAGGACAGUGCCGCAGCGGAAGCCGGGGCCGACAAAUCCGUGAUGGUUUCCAGCCCACGUAUGUGGCGUCCCUGUCCGGAACCACCGAAGCCGCGUGCGUUUAGCUGCGAGGAAAUGAGUAUCCUGGAAAUGCCACGGCGGAAGCGUGAACCGGUGCUGAGGAAGCUCAGCUGUACCUCACCCGCCCCAAGCAUGGAAGCCCCGGAGUGUAUAAAAAUCAAGGAAGACCUGUGCAUGCGUGUUCAGGUGCCGGGAUGUGGCAAGGUAAAGUUUCCACCGAAAUGCGACGCCCCGCUUCCUGCGAGAGACUGCAAGAGGCAGUUGCCACCGGUACCAGCCUUCUCCGAAGGUUACAAGAACCCGUUCCCACCGCUACCGAUAUCGGAGUGUUUGUGCUAUGAAGCGCGCAGUGUAUGCUGAGAUGAUGUUACACGAUUUUUUGAAAUCUCAGUGCAAGACUCUACCACGCUUUUGCUAUGCGCAAUAAAAUCGGAACGAAGAGAGUGUAUU
This is a messenger RNA of Anopheles aquasalis, 715 nucleotides long. RefSeq lists its product as uncharacterized. The record is from RefSeq and is a predicted model, not a curated record. NCBI's taxonomy places the organism in Eukaryota, Metazoa, Arthropoda, Insecta, Diptera, Culicidae.